This is a messenger RNA of Anneissia japonica, 2927 nucleotides long. Its product is annotated as nucleolar protein 4-like. The record is from RefSeq and is a predicted model, not a curated record. The transcript is spliced from 3 exons. Lineage: Eukaryota; Metazoa; Echinodermata; Crinoidea; Comatulida; Comatulidae. The coding region runs from base 518 to 1201 and encodes 227 amino acids.
UUGCGAACGCUUAGCCCGGGACGUUCGUGGUAAUUACGUCGAUCGAUAAGCCUAUACAAGCCACACGACUCAAUUCCACCUGAAAUCCGCCAAGCGAGAAAUUCCCCGCGUAUAUUACAGUAAUGAUAUGAAUAUGAAAUAUUCCAAAAUGGGACAGCUGGCAUCGACGUGACGUCACAUAGAUACUUUUGUCUCCGCUAGCCAAUCAGCACACGCGUUACCAUCCGGCCGAUAGUCAAUGUACAAGGCCCCUCGUAACGUGCUCAUUAUGUAUUCAAGUCAUUUUGUCCGAAACCUGAAUAUUUGAUGGCUGCUAUAGUAUUUUCACCGUGCUAGCCACCGUGUAGCGAAAACUAUUAGCAGGUGAAACGAAUCGGCACACGGCUUGAAAGCAAUCUUCUCCCCAUAUCUGUCCAACGAACGUUUCUCGACGGUAAAGGUAAUAAAAGCGUUACUGGACCGACCCGCGCAGAAUAUUAACUUCAUUGCGUGUCAGUUCGAAACGAAAGCAAUAAAGAUGUCGGCAAUGGAUCCAGUGCUUACUAAGGAUGAGAUAAAGAGAACAUACCAGACUUGGGCCGAAUUAAAUUAUGGCGAAGGUGCCAAAACGAAGACUGUUACACAGAAAAAAUAUAACCGGAUUGCCGCCUUUCUCAGAGGUGACGAACCUGCGACCACGGAAAAUGCUAAAUUUCGUUUUUGGUUAAAAGCAAAAGGAUUUAAAUUGGGACCAGAAAAGGAUAAAGAGGGAAACUCCGAAGGAAGCUUCGAUGACGUAAUAUAUGUUCCCGUGAAAUCACCAGAAUCAAGUGGAAUGAUAGUCGACCGUGGAUAUAAGCGAGUGGCCGUAGUUGAGGACUUUUUCGACAUCAUUUAUGCAGUUCAUGUAGAAUCCGAUUGCAAAGGGGGCAAACACGCUGGCCAAAAGCGCACUUACAAAGCUAUUGCCGAAACGUACGCGUUUCUGCCGCGUGAAGCCGUAUCGCGUUUCCUAAUGAACUGCAGUGAUUGUCUGAAACGUAUGCACUUGUCGCCGAACAAUACCAACGAACCCAGCUUGACCAACAGUGGACCCGUUGCAAGUGAAGACACAGCCAUCGACUACAACAUGCCAAUAACCACCACAUACCUCACUAAGAUAAAUAGGCUGCGAUACGACAUUGUCGGUGAGGUAGGUAUUGUUCGAACUGGUUGUUGGUAAAACCGGAUCUCCAAAAAAUAUGCUAUUGUUAUUAUUAUUAUUAUUAUUAUACCAAUCACAGUCAUCGUUACAAUGAAAACUAAUAUCAGAUCACAAAUUAAAAAAAAAUGUAAUGUUUUCUUGCUACGGAUUGAUGACACUGAUUGUCAUUCAAUCCUCUGUUGAAGAUGAUGACGUAAUAGGCCGAUAAUAGAUAAUCUUUACAGAGGGCGCUUUUCAACUUUCAACUUUUUCUUUGAGUAGUUGAAUCAUCUUAGAUCACCAACUUAUGAUUUGAUUGUCCGAACUUGAACUUCAAUUUCCGUAUUCGAGUGUUAAUUCUCGAAAGAUGCUAAAAUAUCUACAAAAUUUAAUCUCCUUCUUGCUACGUGAAAUGCAAUUAGAUGUCGCGUGAUGAAAUAAGGAGACAGCACCUGUUCGGAAACAAGCUCUUUAGCCCCUCCCUUGCGUACUCCUAGGCCACCAUCCUUACGUUUAAUUAGUCCGCCUAUGAAGACGGUACGCGGCACAAAUGAAGCCGAUUCGCUUCGGGAAAUCAGAAGUUUCUAUAACCUAGCCAACAGGAAAUUCAACCCUAGCUAGUGAGAGAGAACAGAGGGGUCAUUAGAAUGUUCGAACCGUUUAAUCUCCGUAAUUACUUUCCGAAGUAAGAGGAAUCGCUAGAUACCGUAUUAGAUAAAAAUAAUGUGAAUCGACGCCGGAUGUUGUGACUGUAUCGAACAGGUUCAAACAAACUGGGAUAUUGAGAUUUAAUUAACAAAAAUAGCACCAGAAAAGAAAAACAAUAAUCAAAGACAUCCAGAGAGCUUGGUUCGCUUACGAAUUCUGCAGAUAAAUGGUAUAAAAAAAUAUAUCGACUACAAAAAAAUAAUCAAAACGUUUAUGUUUUCACCAAUACACAUGUGUGAAUUCAGCAUGACGUCACGUUAUGAGAGCGCCACUUUAAGUUAAUUUAAUCACAGUACAGAACGCUACACUUAAAAAAAACAGCUUGAAGGAUUUGUUCCGCUUUUGGUGACACGUUUAAAAGCAAAACGUGUUUAGGCAUAGCUUCAUGUGCUUAGGAUCUUGACGUCUUUAGCAUCAAAUGUGCUUAGGUAUUUGAUACCAUGAUGUCAAAUACAUAAACACAUUUAUUGCUAAACACAUCAGGAACCUAAACAUAACAGCCAGGCCUAAACACGUUUAGCUUAAUUUUAAACGUGUCACUAAAAGCGGUACAAGCUUUGUGAAAUCCUCCAUGCUAUUUUUACAGUGUAUAGUUUAUAUUUUAUACAUAUAUUUAAGGUGGUCUCUGAAACACUUAAGCAUGAAUCAGGCCACCUGAGAUUAUAUAAAAAUAUCCAUAGCGAUAUUAGUAAACAUAUUGAUUAUAUGUAUUACAGGCUGCCUUAUCCUAAAUUCACUAGGAAGCAUUGUAUAUCUGUAAGAACUAUGAGUAACCCCGGAGGUCUCACCGCCGUAGAUUAUGAAUGAAUCCCUUUUCUAUGAAUAUAAGACUCAAAAUAUUUACUAAUAUUACAAAGUUAUUUACUAUAAUUUAUGUUCUGACGUCACUGAUUUCGUAAAUAAUUCAGCCAGGAGUGAAUCUAUAUACUCACUACGCCUUCUUAUCAUGUAUCACAUUAAAAAAUAAUUCAUUCAUUCGCUUUUUAUUUAUUUUGCUCAUCCAUUCAUUUAUUAUUUAAUCCUUUCAUUUAUUUAUUAAUCCAUUUAUAAAUGCAUG